Spizellomyces punctatus DAOM BR117 is the source of this 1354-nucleotide messenger RNA. RefSeq names its product 3-deoxy-7-phosphoheptulonate synthase. NCBI's taxonomy places the organism in Eukaryota, Fungi, Chytridiomycota, Chytridiomycetes, Spizellomycetales, Spizellomycetaceae. The transcript has 4 exons. The record is from RefSeq and is a predicted model, not a curated record. The coding region runs from base 37 to 1188 and encodes 383 amino acids. Gene Ontology annotation, biological process: aromatic amino acid biosynthetic process. Gene Ontology annotation, cellular component: cytoplasm. Gene Ontology annotation, molecular function: 3-deoxy-7-phosphoheptulonate synthase activity.
CCAACGGCGUGAGAAUCUGGGAAACACAUUUGAACAAUGACUGCAGCCAUAUCAACACGGCCCCAGAGCCCCAAGCGAAAGGGCGAUGCCCUUAAUGAACUCGACGACAGGCGCAUCGCUGACAUUAAGCCUCUUAUUCCCCCACAACUCCUCGUUGAGGACUUUCCCAUGUCCGAUGCUGCUGCAACAACCGUAGCAGGAGCCCGUGCGGAGGCGGAACGAAUUAUCAAGGGUCAGUCGGACAAGCUCUUGUGUGUUGUAGGCCCUUGCUCUAUUCACGACGUGAAGGCAGCUCACGAAUAUGCACAGCUUUUAAAAACUUAUGCAAAUAACGCAAAAGAAGACUUGUGUAUCAUUAUGCGUGUCUACUUUGAAAAGCCAAGAACGACUGUUGGCUGGAAGGGCAAAAUCAAUGAUCCCGAUAUGACUGGUACCUUUGCAAUCAAUAAAGGUUUAAAGAUUGCAAGAGGUCUACUACUGGAUCUGAAUGAAGCGGGCGUACCCACGGGUUGCGAGUUUCUUGACACGUUGACUCCCCAAUACAUUGGGGAUUUGGUCGCCUGGGGUGCCAUCGGAGCACGUACUACGGAAUCGCAAGUUCACCGUGAACUGGCAUCCGGGCUCUCUGUUCCAGUCGGUUUCAAAAAUGGAACCGACGGCAAUGUCGGCGUUGCGAUCGACGCCAUUCGUGCCGCAUCUGUCGGGCAUCAUUUCCUGAGCGUGACAAAGCAAGGCCUUAGUGCCAUUGUAGCGACUACUGGAAAUGACUCGUGUCACGUCAUCCUACGAGGAGGACAUGAUGGGCCCAACUACUCGGCGGAGCAUGUCCGCAAGUAUAGCGAACAGAUCAAAAAGGCUGGAUUGCAGCCCCUUUUGAUGGUUGACUGCUCUCACGGUAACUCGAGAAAGGACCACAGGCGUCAAAUAUUGGUGGCCGACGACAUUGCCCAACAGCUAUCAGCAGCUUCCGACCCAGAUUCAACGGCCGAUAACAUCAUGGGAGUUAUGAUUGAGAGCAAUCUCAAAGAAGGGAGACAAAACUUGCCAGCGGAGGGUCCCGCAAAGUUGGAGUAUGGAGUAUCUAUCACAGAUGCUUGCAUUUCUUGGGAGCAGACCGUUAAAGUCCUUGAUACUUUGAGAGAAGGCGUAAGAGCACGAAGAGAAAACAGGCGACAGAAUAACCAGUAGGACAGAUCGUGACUGUACAGAAUCCAUCUAUUUACUUGACAUAAUCAAUAUACAUGUUCGUGUUGUAUUUUUCCUUCAGAUAGUAUUGAAGUAUCAUGAUCGCAAAGCCCCAGAUGUCGGGGCUGUCGUAGCAAGAGGGGCGAGCACCCGAGGCUUGGCCGUAUGC